AUGCACCCCGCAGUGGCCCCAUUGUUCUCAAAACGCGGGGAGACCUGGUUGACUCCUCCAAAACGGCAGGUGCGGCUCGACUUCGCCAGCGACGCCUACUCGGCAACCAUCCCAUCCUCGACCCUCCGUCGUUCCAUGUCCUCAGAAUGCGCGAGUGACUCCUCGAUGGCCCUCAGGCCCCUUUCCCCGCAGGCUGCCUUGCCCAACGAGGUACAAGAUUCCUCGGUCCGCGUCUAUGUCGAGGAGACCCUCGCCGCGCUCGUCCGCGAGCUCUCAUUGUCUCCGCCCGAAGGCCAGCCGUCGGUCACCUUGCGAUGCAGAGCCACACCCGCCGAUUGUGUCAUCAACCCAGCUAGUGGGGCUUUAGAGACGGUGCAAGGAUAUGACAGUUACUGCACAUACUCGUGGCCAGGAAGGACUGCCUUUGAAUCGUGGAAAUUCACGGUCAUCAUUCGCAUCCUGGCCGUGGUUGAUCAGGCACUGCGACAAGGACAAUUGAUAUCCAAAAGAGAUAUAUACUAUAUUGAUCCGGCCUACUUUGGGACCCAAGAGGCGGUGAACAGUGUCAUCGACGACCUUGCCUAUACUAUCGGGGUGAGCCGCAUAGAUCUGAACGUGGUCAGUCCACAAGUGUUCUACAUUCAAAACAAGACGAGGGAAGGCCGACACCAGCUGACACCGUCUUGUCUCCAGGAAGCAGCAGCAAAGGGACUGAUUGCCGGUUCUUUUUGCUUGAUACGAGAAUCUGAUGUAUUACUGGACGCGCGCUCUGCGUCCGAGGAUACUCUCAUCCCGCAGGUACAAGACGACGAUGAGAUAAAUGUCUCAGGCACUCGCUGGAUACUGAUCAUCGAGAAAGAGGCGGUCUUUCAUCGCCUCGUCCGAAAUAGCUACCAUACCACAGCCCUUGCAGGAGAGGGAAUCCUGGUCACCGGAAAAGGAUAUCCUGACAUCUGCACUCGCCGCUUCCUCCACCAGCUCUUCCAGAUUGCGAACAAUGGAAAUCAACGACCACCCCGCUUCUAUGCACUCGUUGACGGAGAUCCACACGGUAUGGGAAUUAUGUCGACGUACAAAUACGGCUCAUUAGCGCACGUCCACGAAAACGAGCGGCUGAUCGUCCCGGAAUUACACUGGCUGGGGCUGAAAGUGACCGAUGCGAUGGCAGAAACACGAGAUGGCAACGAAAGCCCCCUGCUUCCAUUGACAGCAGCGGAUCGUAGAAGGAUUACUGCGAUGCUCCGUCAAGGCCCGAUAUGGGCGAGUGAUGGUCCGGAGCCGGAAUGGCGACUUGAGCUGCAGCGCAUGCUGAUGUUGAAUGUGAAAGUAGAAAUUGAAAGUCUGUAUAACGGUGACGGUGGUAUUGAAGCGUGGAUUGACAGUAAGAUGUUUCGACAAAAGUGA
Penicillium argentinense is the source of this 1404-nucleotide messenger RNA. RefSeq lists its product as uncharacterized. NCBI's taxonomy places the organism in Eukaryota, Fungi, Ascomycota, Eurotiomycetes, Eurotiales, Aspergillaceae. The record is from RefSeq and is a predicted model, not a curated record. The transcript has 6 exons. Gene Ontology annotation, cellular component: nuclear chromosome. Bases 1 to 1404 code for a protein of 467 amino acids. Gene Ontology annotation, biological process: meiotic DNA double-strand break processing; reciprocal meiotic recombination; meiotic DNA double-strand break formation. Gene Ontology annotation, molecular function: DNA binding; DNA topoisomerase type II (double strand cut, ATP-hydrolyzing) activity; ATP binding.